Bactrocera oleae (olive fruit fly) is the source of this 2789-nucleotide messenger RNA. RefSeq names its product pancreatic lipase-related protein 2. Lineage: Eukaryota; Metazoa; Arthropoda; Insecta; Diptera; Tephritidae. Gene Ontology annotation, molecular function: lipase activity. Gene Ontology annotation, biological process: lipid catabolic process. The record is from RefSeq and is a predicted model, not a curated record.
UUUUGCACUUGUUUCAAGUCUAAAGCACAACUUCGAGCAGAACAUCUUCGCAUAGCAUGAGUUUAGUGUGGAUUUUUACUCGCAUGGAACUGGUUGCAAAACAAGCGCGCGACGCAGCAUAACAAGCAGAAGACAAACGGUUAGAACAGUGAAUUAAAUUUUUCUGUAAUCUUUGUAUUGCAAUAAAAAUUAUCUAGAUGUUGGGUUUGAGAAAUAGAGUUGACAAUUAUACUUUAAUAAAAUUCCGUGGAGGGGAAGCCAGAAACAAGAAUUGAACAGUGAUCGCCUUUUGUUUGCUUAAAAAAGCAACACCUACGAACACUCGAAUAAAAAAUAAAAAAAACAAAUACUAAACCAAAACUAAAUACACAAAUUGUGUGUACUAAAUUUGACCUUCAACAGCAGCAAGUAUGCUUCCUGCUACUUCAACAUUAUGUGGAAUAUUUUCGAUACUGAUAGCUGGUUCGCCAAUAUUCUAUAGCGCUGCGCCACGUGGUGUCUGCUCCAAUUGCUGCGCGAUACGUGAACGAAAGGAUAUUAAUUUUUUACUCUACACAAACAAAAAUUCGCAAAGUCCACAAAAUCUCUACCUGUCCGAUGAAGGACGCUUGUCAAAAAGUAAUUUCGAUUUACAACAGCCAUUGGCGUUCUACAUACAUGGCUUCUCGGAGUCGGCCAUUGCCGACAGUCAAAGUAGUCAACAGUUAAAAGACGCCUUUUUGAAAGCGGGCAAUUACAAUGUCAUCCUCGUCGAUUGGAGUCCCAUGACAGUGAUGCCUUGGUACACAAACGCUGUUGAAAAUCUGCCGGUGGCGGCGCGUUUCAUCGCACGUUUUUUGCGUUUUCUCGUUGCUAACGGCUAUCAAGCGCGGCUCAUUCAUUUGAUUGGUUUUAGUUUGGGCGCCGAGGUGGCGGGCUUUGUUGGCAAGCAGCUGCUGGAGUGGGGCGUCGUAUUGCCAAGGAUAACCGGUCUCGAUCCACCAUUACCACUCUUCGAAUCAAAUAGCGGUAAUCGCUAUUUAACCCACACCGAUGCACGUUUUGUCGAUAUUAUACACACUGACGGUGGUAUUCUAGGCAAUCCGGAAGCUAUGGGCCAUGCAGACUUUUAUCCCAACGGGGGUCGAGCUUUACAACCGGGUUGUGCUCGCCAAGAGAUAGCGAAUAAUCGCUGGUUGAACAUAAUUAUUGGUUGCAGCCACCAGCGCGCUUGGGAGUAUUUUGUUGAGUCCAUAAAUAGACCAUAUGCGUUCCCGGUGGACAAAUGUGAGCCCACAAAUGAAUUUGGUAGGUGCAAAGAAGGCAAUAGCGGGCUGUAUAUGGGCAUUGCAGCUGAUCGGAGACUGCGUGGUAAGUUCUUUUUGGACACAAAUGAUGCGCCACCCUUUGGACGUAAUGCCGGAGCGUUAGCCCCUACAUCCCAUAGCACCACAAGUACGACAGCAACAGCAACAAGAGUCCAGUUCUCGGCGUUGCCGAUGUUGCCAGCUGUCGAGAAAAUUAAUGGCACUCGAGGCUAUGACGGCAAUACCUUGAGGGAAACAAGACAUACAAAAGCGGCGACGACAAGAAAAUCAACAGUGGUGAAUGCGCCAACAACAAAAUCUACUAUAACAACAAUAGUUCCAAAAGCAACAGCCAGAGCUACGAGAACACUGGGUAGCGAAAUAGCAACAACAAAAACGAGAGUAACAAGAGUUUAAAGAAAAAACGAGUACAACAACUACAAAUUCUACAACCCAAAAUAGAGGCGGUAUAAGCAGCUGCAUUAGCACCCCUACCACCAGUCUGGAGCGGUGUGGGCGGUCGGCUCAGCGUUUGUAGGCGCGGCACAGCAACGAUGCCCGCAAUGCGCGCACAAAGCAGUGGCGAAAGACAACAGCUGAGUCUUCACUGCGCUAACCAGCUGAGCUGUGGUCCUCACAGGUUGAUUUGUAUGUGCGGUAGUCAAAGGGAUCCGUAGGACUUAGCAAAUAAUAAGUUUGUAGUAAAGUUGUCAUUGUAGCUGUGGUUGUUAUAAUGAACAGAUGUAGUUGUAAGGUAAGAUCGUGCAUUAGAGUUUUGGGGGUUGAUGCAGAAAAUAUAAAUUGCUGCAAUUUUCAGCGGCGCAGAAAAUAUUUAUGUUAACGAUUUUUCAUAUUGAUGUCAAAAUGUAAGAAAACUACUUAGUUUAGUUAGUAGAAUAUGAUGAAUGAUGUUGACAGCCAGCGAGUGUGCGGCCAAAAAGAUAAAGCAGGAGAAAAAUUUGGGCUUUUACACACAACUGUCAGUAAGCUAAAUCUUUUUAGUGAAUAUAGAAUGUAUGUGCAGAUGUAUUCAGAUAUCUUGCUUUUAGGUUUAUAAUUAACGGUAUUUUAGUUUUAAGUGCAAUUCCACUAAUAUGCAUUCCAAAUAUUUUAUACAAAGUUAUUGGUAGCAAUGGCAAUUUAUAACUCAAAUAGUCAUAUACAUUUAUUUACUGUUAUGUUUUGAACUCAUAUAUUUUAAGUAUGACACAUCGAUUAGUGUUAAAGAUGCAUUUAAUGGAAACGUAUAUUGCCAUAAAUAUAUAUUUAGAAAAAUUAAAAAAAAAAAGCUUCUCAUUUUAAAUAAAAUAGAAAUAUACCGCAAAAAGUAGGAGAAGUAAAAUUUAGAUACGAUUUGCUGCUAGUAACACAUGUAAAUAAGUAAUUAUAUGACCAAAUAUUAAAGAAAUUUAAAAACUGACAAAUUAUAGAAAUUAUUAAGCUAUUUCAAAAUUAUUUAAAAUUUUUGUGAAAAAACUAUUUAAUAAAAAGUAUUAAAAACUC